This is a messenger RNA of Naegleria lovaniensis, 744 nucleotides long. RefSeq lists its product as uncharacterized. The record is from RefSeq and is a predicted model, not a curated record. Bases 1 to 744 code for a protein of 247 amino acids. NCBI's taxonomy places the organism in Eukaryota, Heterolobosea, Eutetramitea, Acrasida, Naegleriidae. The transcript has a single exon.
AUGACUCUUCUAACUGCUGCAUCUCUCAUGUUGUUGAUCAUGAUUUCAUCACUACUGGUGUGCAUGAGUAUGACUGCAAGUGUUCAUUCUCUCCGUAUCAUGCAACCAAUCAACAACAACAGUGAUCCUUAUUGUUGUCUUCCGAACGUGUGCAGUAUGACCUCAUCCAGCUCCUUCAUUCGUUUGAGUUCAUCAUCCUCUUCCAUAUUGAUGAAAACCAUCAAGGAAUUUUAUGAUUUUACCAAUCAACGUAAACGAUCCGAAGAGUUUAUGAAUAUUACCGUUGAAGAAGAUCGUAUUAAAAAAAGCGAUCAAGUCGUAAUCUCAAGUAUUACCUUACUCGUGAAGGACACAUUUUUUGAUUAUACCUACUUGUUGGGAAAUUCUACUAGUAGCCCGUCGUCCAAAGAAUGCCAUUGUCGAAGAACACCCAAUAACAGAAAAUUAGAACAAUGUUUUGGAAUGCCUGGUUUCAAAAUUGAAAAAACGAAAAUUCUUAAUUUGGAUGCCACCAAGUUGUCAUUGGGAGAACCACAGAGUGGAUUCUAUUAUGAAGACUGGGUAGUUCAGGAAGGAAGUCAAGGAUCUGACUCCACACAAUGUUGGCAUUUGAGUCGAAUGCAAGUAGAUCCCAAUUCUGUUCAAAAGUAUGACUAUUAUGACAUGAGUGAAAAGCUCGAUUCAAAAUUGUUUGAAAUACCAUCGUGGUGUCCACCAAAAGAGAAUUGUCAGAUUUUUAAUUGA